Pyricularia oryzae 70-15 is the source of this 1833-nucleotide messenger RNA. RefSeq lists its product as uncharacterized. The transcript has a single exon. Bases 1 to 1833 code for a protein of 610 amino acids. The record is from RefSeq and is a predicted model, not a curated record. NCBI's taxonomy places the organism in Eukaryota, Fungi, Ascomycota, Sordariomycetes, Magnaporthales, Pyriculariaceae.
AUGCAUUUCUCUCUCGCAACCCUGUUGUUCGCCAACGUGGCGGCGGCCGCCGUUCUGCCGGUGGUCCGCGCCCCUGAGCCAGCCCCGAUUAUUCUCCGGGCAGUGACCAGGAGGCAGAUCCAGCCCGACGAGCCCGCCGCCGCAGGAGCGGAGCACCUUGUCCCGCGGGCAAAGAAAGCCCCUGCCAAGGCCCCCGCAAAGGCCCCUGCCAAGGCUGCCCCAAAGCCCGCCCCUGCGAAGCCGGCUCCAGCUCCAGCUCCCGCCCCCGCAAAACCGGCACCUGCCCCUGCACCUGCCCCCGCAAAACCGGCACCGGCACCGGCACCGGCCCCUGCCAAACCGGCACCUGUGCCUAGCCAGCCCGCCGCUGCCCCCGCGAAGCCUGCGCCCACUCAGCCUGCUGCUGCCCCCGCCGCUCCCACCAAGGCCGCGGGCACUCCCGCCCCCAGCCCAUCGAAGCCGGUCGUCACUCCCUCCAGCCCCGCUACGGCACCCUCCAAGGCCGCCGCCACCUCGCCCGCCGCCUCAUCGGCCGCCGCGACGGCACCGGCCAAGCCCCCAACCGGCGCCCUCGCCCCGAGCUUCAACGUCGAGCUGCACUACAGCGGCGGCGGCGGCGUCGGCAAGAGAGGUGAUGGCGACGUGAGCAUCGCAGCAGCCGGCGACAGCAUCGACGUCGAGGUGGACGGCAAGAUGAAGUUCCCCUCCAUCGUGCUGGAGAACAUCAACACCAUCAAGGGCGUCACCUGCACCAAGGGCGUGGUCAACAUCCCCUUUACCAACCAGGACGCCUUUGAGACCUCCAAGCUGUGGCCCAACAACAAGUUCGUCGUCAUCACCACCGACGCCGGCGGCUGCGCGCCCUCGGGUGAGCGCGGGCUGUACCUGGUCAAGAGCAUCAAGUUCGACGAGAAGAAAAAGACGCAGGUCGUGACGGCCGACGUCGCCACCAUCGACCAGGUCAUGGAGGACGCCCACGUCAAGUGGGACAAGAAGUCGACCGCCCCCAACAAGGCCGGCAUGAACUUCCCCAUCAACAUCGACCUGUCGGGCACCGACCUCGCCAAGGCCGGCCCGCUCAGCCUCACGGCCGACGUGGCCACCUACACGGGCAGCGUCGGCUUCAGCGGGUCGCUCGACUUUGACUUUCUCGCCGGCAAGCUCAAGGCCAUGACGGGAGACCUGAGCUACAACUCUGUGCUGGCGCUGAACCUGAGCGCGGCGCUGACGGCCAAGGACACGCAGAGCGCCAUGCACCAGUUCAAGCCGGUCGAGGCCAAGAUCGCCACCUUUUCCAUCCCGGGCAUCCUCGACGUCGGCCCCAUCCUGACCUUUGGGCUGGGCGUCGAGUUCGGCGCCAAGGGCGAGAUCAAGGUCGCGACGGGGAUGCGCAGCGAGAUCAAGGACAGCACCGUGCACAUCGACUUUCUGGACCCGAAAAAGUCCACCGCCACCGGGUGGAAGCCCGUGACCAGCAUCUCGGCCAGCAAGUUCAGCGCCGACGUGAGCCUGCAGAUGAACCCCUUCGCCGCGCUCAACGUCGCCAUGGGCGUGCGCGCCUUUGGCAAGCUCGUCGACCUGACCGCCUCCAUCGACACCAAGCCCACCCUCGUCAACAGCUUCAACGCCCACGACGAGGCCGAGGCCAGCUUCAGCUCCUCCUCCGGCGUCACCUUCUCCUCGCCCAAGGGCAAGAAGUGCCCCAACGGCGGCUGGUUCGCCAGCACCCUGCAGUUUGGCGUCACCGCCAACGUCGGCCCCCUGACCAAGGAGCUGUUUUCCAGCAAGACUCCCGUUGCCGAGAGCCAGUGCUUUACGUUCCCCAAGGUCUAA